This is a messenger RNA of Fusarium tjaetaba, 990 nucleotides long. Its product is annotated as sterol uptake control 2. Gene Ontology annotation, molecular function: DNA-binding transcription activator activity, RNA polymerase II-specific. Gene Ontology annotation, biological process: regulation of transcription by RNA polymerase II. NCBI's taxonomy places the organism in Eukaryota, Fungi, Ascomycota, Sordariomycetes, Hypocreales, Nectriaceae. The record is from RefSeq and is a predicted model, not a curated record. The coding region runs from base 1 to 990 and encodes 329 amino acids. The transcript is spliced from 4 exons.
AUGUUCGAUUACAACGAUCUCAACUUCUUUCGGCAUUUCCUCUUUGAAGCCUAUCCUCCACUGCCCAUAGAUGGAUUCACAGUGUGGCAAAUGGCCUCACAGCGUUCACAUUCAUAUGACUUCUUACUGCACUCUAUGCUUGGGCUUGGAGCAUCUCACCUAAGUUUGAUUACUCCUAACGGGUAUGAGAAAGCGGCCUUGAAGCAUCGAGUUCUAGCAAUCAGUGCCUUGAAUAAGCACCUCGCAAAACCUGGUCUUACCGAUCAAGACGCCGAAGCAGCGUUUGGAGCGAUGCUUAACUUGACUUUUCAAUCUGCAUACAUGAACGACGGGCUCAUAGACUUUCUCACAAUGGUCAGAGGCUAUCACACUAUCUUCAAGACAUUCGGGCGUGUCAGUUACCUCGAAAGAAUCAAGGCCAUAAUACGAGACGGCCACGAAACGAAUCACUAUCUGGAUAAAGUCAUUGCCGAAGGAUUCUGUCAAAGUGUGCAGAAGCUUGGUCCGUUGUGCCACAGCGUUGCUGAGUUAAAAUACUUGGCCCAUAUGCAAAGAAUCGCUACCUUAGCAUCUACAAACCCUGCCGAAAGCUACCAUGAACUCGCUUUCCUGUAUGAUGGGAUAGGAAACCUAAGCAGCAACGAUUUUGCUUCAUUCAUCGACCCCACGAAUUAUGCUUCACAGCUCGUCAUCUUACACAUGCUGGUUCUUGAAUUCGUUAUGAGCAGGAAGGCAGUCGAAGGAGACAAGCGAUCUGCAUCAGGGAAGAAAGGUUAUCACUGCAGAAAAGCUAUGUCUAAGGUCUGGGUGCAGCAAAUUCUCCGAAAGCUUCCUAUUGAGUACUACGAAUAUGGCGAGUGGCCCCUGAGAUUCAUCAACAGUCUCAAUUACUCAUUUGACGACGAAGACCAAGUUUGGAAACCUUUUUUUCUAAGCAAUGGUAGAACAGUUAUACCAGCCGGAGAGACGCUUUCUUUAGCUGCAACAUAG